Cyclospora cayetanensis is the source of this 921-nucleotide messenger RNA. Its product is annotated as antifreeze protein Maxi-like. The record is from RefSeq and is a predicted model, not a curated record. NCBI's taxonomy places the organism in Eukaryota, Apicomplexa, Conoidasida, Eucoccidiorida, Eimeriidae. The coding region runs from base 1 to 921 and encodes 306 amino acids. The transcript is spliced from 4 exons.
AUGGAAGGAGCUGUCUUGGGAGCAGCAGACAACAGCCACACCAGCGCCUGCGGAGACACUGCAACAGCCCUCAUGAGUAACGGGCAUCAAGCUCUCAGCAACUCCGUCCGUGGAAUGAUGCUGCAAACAGCUCCAGCGGCAGCGGCAGCAGCAGCUGCGUCUACGGCUCUUGGUGCAGCAGCAUCAGCAGCCAGAGCAAGUGCUCUUAGUGCAGCAGCAGCAGCAGCAUCAGCAGCAGCCAGAGCAAGUGCUCUUGGUGCAGCAGCAGCAGCAGCCAGAGCAAGUGCUCUUGGUGCAGCAGCAUCAGCAGCAGCAGCAGCCAGAGCAAGUGCUCUUGGUGCAGCAGCAUCAGCAGCAUCAGCAGCAGCCAGAGCAAGUGCUUUUGGUGCAGCAGCAUCAGCAGCAGCAUCAGCAGCAGCCAGAGCAAGUGCUCUUAGUGCAGCAGCCUCAGCAGCAGCAGCAGCCAGAGCAAGUGCUCUUGGUGCAGCAGCAUCAGCAGCAGCAGCAGAAGAGUCAGCAGAGCUGGCAACAACAGCGAGACGUGCAGCAGCCGCAUCAGGGAGCAGUCGUGCAGCUGCAGCAGCUGCAGGUUCUUCAGGAUCCUCAGCAAAGGAGGCCACUGGAGGGGUUGCCUGUAAGGGGCCUGGAGGGUUGGGUGUGGAGACAGCAGGAGCAGGAGCCUUGUCGCUUGUAAGUGGGAUUUCUGCUGUGUCGGAGAACGCGACGGCGGCUAACGCUGCUUGCGCUGCGCGCCAGACGGGGUUGUCUGGUGGCUUGCAGUUUGCCAGUAGCGAAGUGGCGGAGAGCGAAGGCCGGGGGAGAAGAAGCAUGCAAGGCUUUGAAUGUGCAUGCGUUUGCACAGGUCAUGCGGCCUGGAGAUAUGGUAUGGGUGCACGACUAUCACCUGAUGUUGUUGCCUAA